This is a messenger RNA of Exophiala spinifera, 1557 nucleotides long. RefSeq lists its product as uncharacterized. Gene Ontology annotation, molecular function: acetyl-CoA C-acyltransferase activity. Gene Ontology annotation, cellular component: peroxisome. Gene Ontology annotation, biological process: phenylacetate catabolic process; fatty acid beta-oxidation. NCBI's taxonomy places the organism in Eukaryota, Fungi, Ascomycota, Eurotiomycetes, Chaetothyriales, Herpotrichiellaceae. Bases 1 to 1557 code for a protein of 518 amino acids. The transcript has a single exon. The record is from RefSeq and is a predicted model, not a curated record.
AUGUCAACACCACUGCAAUGCGGAGGCACAAUAUGGAACAUGGAGAAUCGAGGCCUCAAACGCCCACAUCCGAAGCCCUCAUCCGACGGAAAUGUCAGCGACUCCUCGAACGAACAAUGUCCUUACCCGAGGGCGAUAUUCUUCGCCGCCGACACACCUGCUGUGGCUCCCUUUAAUAUCCAGAUCUUUGCCUUCUUACCCGGGGAGCCUUCUCUCGUUUCCUUCCACUCCUUCCACGACGAAACUGUUCACCUCAGACAACCCUCCUCACAUCCGACUUUCCCUUUCUCUAUCCUUGCCACUGUCGGGCUUCCACAAACAUCUCUGACCAUGGCGAACGCUCGAGGCCUGAAGCAGAUUCUCUCCAAGAACCCGUCCGACGUUGUCAUCCUCUCAUCGCUGCGCACGCCGGUAACGAGAGCAUACAAGGGCGGCUUCCGAGACGCAUUCGACCAUGAACUCCUCAGCCACGUUCUGAAGGCGACCCUCGCUGCGAACCCGAACCUAGACCCUGCCAGGAUUGAGGAGGUUGCAGUUGGUGUGGUCCUUGCUGAGUUGGGCGGCUCCAAGGCCGCCAGAAUGGCACAGCAGCACGCUGGGUACUCUGAAAAGACUCCGUUGUACACGGUCAAUCGCGCUUGCAGUUCCGGCCUACAGGCCGUCACCAGCAUAGCGCAUAGCAUAACAGUCGGACAGAUCGAUGUUGGUGUGGGCGCCGGCAUGGAGAGCAUGACCAAGAACUACGGCAGCAAGGCUAUUCCUACAAUGCUUUGGGACGAGCUGAGAAACAGCCCACAUGAUAAUACAAAAGACUGCAUUAUGCCCAUGGGCCUUACGAGUGAGAACGUGGCAAGGAGGUACGGCGUGAACAGAGAAGACCAAGACGCCUUUGCCGCGGCAUCGCACCAGAAAGCCUCCAAGGCCCAGAAGACGGGCUUGUUCGACGCUGAAAUUGUGCCGGUCAAGGUCAAGCAAGUAGACCCGGAAAACCCAGAUGUCUCCAAGGAAGUCGUGGUGGACAAAGAUGACGGAAUCAGGCACGAUAUCAGUGCCGAGAAGAUGGCCAAGCUGAAGCCUGCGUUCGCGCAAGACGGUACAUCUACGGCCGGAAACUCGUCUCAAAUCUCAGACGGAGCCGCUGCAACGUUGCUGAUGCGCCGAUCAACCGCGAACGAGUUGGGACUCACCAAGUCCAUCAUCGGCAAGUGGGCUGGCACCCAAGUGGCAGGUUGUCGACCUGAUGAGAUGGGUAUUGGUCCGGCGAUUGCGAUCCCGAAACUUCUGGACCACACGGGCCUCAAGACCGAGGACGUGAAUAUCUGGGAGCUCAACGAAGCAUUUGCCAGCCAAGCUCUGUAUUGCAUACGCAAACUAGGACUGGAUAUCGAGAAAGUCAACCCGAGAGGUGGUGCCAUUGCCCUGGGCCAUCCUCUUGGAAUGACUGGUACCAGACAGCUUGCGACGUUGCUGCCUCAACUGAACGAAGGCGAGGUGGGUGUAGUAAGUAUGUGUAUUGGAACAGGUAUGGGUAUGGCUGGCCUCUUUGUGAGAGAAUAG